This is a messenger RNA of Rhizopus microsporus ATCC 52813, 1659 nucleotides long. RefSeq names its product WD40 repeat-like protein. The record is from RefSeq and is a predicted model, not a curated record. Bases 60 to 1361 code for a protein of 433 amino acids. NCBI's taxonomy places the organism in Eukaryota, Fungi, Mucoromycota, Mucoromycetes, Mucorales, Rhizopodaceae. The transcript has 4 exons. Gene Ontology annotation, biological process: ubiquitin recycling; proteasome-mediated ubiquitin-dependent protein catabolic process. Gene Ontology annotation, cellular component: nucleus; cytoplasm. Gene Ontology annotation, molecular function: ubiquitin binding.
GCAUCCUUUUUCUUCUUUAUUUUCUUUUUCUUGUUUUAUAUACCCUUUAUUCUUUCAUUAUGCCAGCUACCAUGACAUUUUCUACUAUGAAUAAUUACUAUGAUCCAGUUAUGAAUGAAUAUUGUAAAGUACGUCCAGAUUAUCGCAAGACAAGGCACUCUAGCUUAAUUAUAGAUAGACAGCGUAGAGGUAUGAGGCCUGUAAGAUCUACUCAAUCAUUAAAAUAUCAUCCUCACUCGCAGCUUAGAAAAGACUUUAUACACCUACUUCCAUAUGAAAUCAUUUUUCAAAUCAUAUCCUAUUUAGACAUUCAAACACUUUGUAAUCUAUUUACAGUUUCAAAAGCAUGGUACAGAAUCGCACGAUCUAACGAAGCAUGGAAAAUGCAAUUUUAUAAUACAUUUUAUGUAAAGUCUGACUUUUACGACCAAUCAUUCGACUGGCAGCAUAUCUAUAAACAGCAUCACAUCUUAAACACACGUUGGACCAGAGGACAGGUUGUGACACACUAUUUGAUUGGACAUCUCGAUAGCGUUUACUGCUUACAGUUUGAUAAGAAUAAACUCAUUACGGGUAGCCGGGAUAGGUCGAUCAAACUAUGGGAUUUGAACACCUAUCAAUGUCUUCAUACGCUCUAUGGACACGACGCCAGCGUGCUUUGUUUAAAAUAUGACAAUCGGAUCAUGAUAUCUGGAUCAUCUGAUACGACGAUUAUCGUGUGGAGUAUGCAAACACUUCAGCCCAUCACGCGGCUUUAUGGCCACACAGCCGGUGUACUCGACGUUUGUUUUGACGAUCGACACAUUGUCAGUUGUUCCAAAGACGGUACGAUCCGCAUAUGGGAUAUUUUCACUGGUCAGUUAUUGCGCACCCUGUUAGCUCAUAGAGGACCUGUGAAUGCGAUUCAGUUGGUUGACAAUCGACUGGUCUCAGCCUCGGGGGAUGGGCUCAUCAAGAUGUGGGAUAUUACAACUGGAGAAUGUUUACGUAAAUAUGUCGGUCAUACAAGGGGGUUAGCUUGUGUCAAGUUUGAUGGCAAGAGAAUUGUCAGCGGAUCGAACGAUAAGACGAUCAAAGUCUGGGAUGCAGAAACUACACAAUGUCUCUUGACAUUAGAAGGGCACACAGACCUUGUGAGAACGCUUUGUUUUGAUGACAGCCGUAUUAUUAGUGCAAGCUAUGAUCAGAGUAUACGUGUUUGGGAUAUACAAACAGGAGCAUGUUUACUCAACUUUCAAAGUGGACAUUCAAGCUGGAUAUUUGAUGUUCAAUUUGAUGCAAUGAAGAUCGUUAGCGCCAGCCAAGAUCAGCGUAUUUUAAUCAUGGACUUUACGACAGGAUUGGAUACCAAUUACUUUUAAUAGUGUGUAAAUAAAAAGAACUGUGGUUUUUAUGCUUAUAAAAUGUUAUCUGUCAAAUGUACAUAUAAUAAUGAUCAUCCGUUGGAUAUUUUAUAAACUCGAUACAGUCAACAAACAUAACGCGUAAGCCAAUGUGGUCCAUCUUGUUUCUAAUAUACGUAUAUAUAUAUGUGUGUAUACGCAAUGACUUUAUUUUUCUCACCAUGUCUGAUUGUGUGAAAAAGUACUACGGAUUGACACAUACUAUAGUUUGAAUAUGUUAGAAUCUGUGAGGGCAAUCUGAGCUCUCAACUCAUUC